CCACCUCCGUCUGCUUGAUGAUUUACAAUAAUGGCGACGCUUUUAUUUUGAGUGUACUUCUGCGAGUCAUUUGACAAAAUAAAUACAUUUGAGGGAAAAAAAUCAAAUACAUAUGAUAAUAAACGUAGCAGGAAACAAUUAUAUUCCAACAAAAAAGGACUAAGCUACGCUACUUGGCUAAUGUGUUACUUAAGUUGUGGAGGUGGCAUUCUUGCGGAGGCACAAGCGCUAACGUUAGCUAGCAGCUAACAAAGGUCUACAAUUUCGUGACGAUGUGGCUACUUUACAAGCUCUUGGGGUGACACUUUCUUGUGGUCUUGGGACGAAAAACAACUUAAAGGGGAUACUGAGACGUACCAGUUAUUUCCACACCGUUACAGAACAGCGUGUGGAGUGGAAAGUGCGUGCCAUUCAACAGCUUACUUUGUCAGCUAACGUCAACUCGCUAGCUAGCAUUUUGGCUAUCUUGGCUUUGCUUCCCAGUUCACUGCGUUGUUGUUUUUAGUUGGUUAACUUAACGUCUAACAUUCACAUUACGAUACAUUUGACUAACACCUUUGUCGCUAGCGUGUUUCUGCUAUGUUGUUUUUGAACGUUACAGUAAGCAGGCUAGCCACACAGUUCGGCGUGCUACUUGCAAACUAACAAGAUAUUGCUGAAUUGUGUUCUUCUAGACAACAGACCGAUUUUGCGUCGCAAAAUUAUCCUGCGGAACGAACACAGUUAACGUUAGUUAGCAAGCUAGCAUAUUCUGCUAGCUGGCAAUUUGCGAGACCUUUUCGUAAAUGACUACCGGCAGGAAUAACCGUGUGAUGAUGGAAGGAGUUGGUGCAAGAGUGAUCCGCGGACCCGAUUGGAAAUGGGGAAAACAGGAUGGUGGCGAGGGACAUGUAGGCACCGUCAGGAGUUUUGAAAGUCCGGAAGAAGUGGUUGUUGUCUGGGAUAACGGGACUGCAGCCAACUACCGGUGCUCUGGUGCAUACGACGUGAGGAUAUUUGAUAGUGCUCCCACAGGUAUCAAGCAUGACGGCACCAUGUGCGACACCUGUCGUCAGCAGCCUAUCAUCGGGAUCCGCUGGAAGUGUGCUGAAUGCAACAACUAUGACCUCUGCACCACCUGUUACCAUGGAGACAAGCACCACCUGCGACAUCGCUUCUACAGGAUCACUACCCCUGGUAGCGAGAGAGUCUUGUUGGAGUCUCGCCGUAAGUCGAAGAAGAUCACAGCCCGAGGCAUCUUCACCGGUGGCCGGGUGGUGAGAGGAGUGGACUGGCAGUGGGAGGAUCAGGAUGGAGGCAACGGAAGGAGAGGAAAGGUGACAGAGAUCCAGGACUGGAGUGCAGCCAGCCCCCACAGUGCAGCCUACGUCCUCUGGGACAAUGGGGCCAAGAACCUCUACAGAGUGGGCUUCGAGGGGAUGUCGGAUUUGAAAUGUGUCCAGGAUGCCAAAGGAGGCUCUUUCUACAGAGACCACUGCCCUGUUCUAGGUGAGCAGAAUGGCAACAGAAACCCAGGCGGUUUGCAGAUCGGAGACCUGGUCAACAUCGACCUGGACCUGGAAAUAGUCCAGUCCCUGCAGCACGGCCACGGAGGCUGGACAGACGGUAUGUUCGAGACUCUCACCACCACCGGUACCGUGUGUGGCAUCGACGAGGACCACGACAUUGUGGUGCAGUACCCCAGUGGUAACAGGUGGACGUUCAACCCUGCGGUGCUGACCAAGGCCAACGUGGUGCGUAGUGGGGAAGGUGUUGCGGCGGGGGCAGAGGGAGGCAGCUCCCAGUUCCUGGUGGGAGACCUGGUCCAGAUCUGCUACGACAUCGACCGCAUCAAGCUGCUGCAGAGAGGCCAUGGGGAGUGGGCUGAGGCCAUGCUGCCAACCCUGGGCAAGGUGGGCCGCGUGCAGCAGAUCUACUCUGACAGCGACCUGAAGGUGGAGGUAUGUGGAACGUCAUGGACCUAUAACCCUGCUGCCGUCACCAAGGUGGCCCCCACUGGCUCUGCUGUCACCAACGCCUCCGGAGAGCGUUUGUCUCAGCUGCUGAAGAAGCUGUUUGAGACCCAGGAGUCGGGUGAUGUCAAUGAGGAACUGGUCAAAGCAGCAGCCAAUGGAGACCUGGCCAAGGUGGAGGACAUCCUCAAGAGACCUGACGUGGACGUGAACGGGCAGUGUGCUGGACACACAGCCAUGCAGGCGGCCAGUCAGAACGGUCACGUGGACGUCCUCAAGCUGCUGCUGAAACACAACGUGGACCUGGAGGCUGAGGACAAGGAUGGAGACCGGGCGGUGCACCACGCGUCCUUCGGAGACGAGGGCUCUGUGAUCGAGGUGCUGCAGAGGGGCGGUGCCGACCUGAACGCCAGGAACAAGCGUAGACAGACCCCCCUGCACAUUGCUGUCAACAAAGGCCAUCUGCAGGUGGUCAAGACCCUGCUGGACUUUGGCUGCCACCCCAGCCUCCAGGACUCCGAGGGAGACACGCCCCUGCAUGACGCCAUCAGUAAGAAGAGGGACGACAUGCUCUCUGUGCUGCUGGAGGCGGGAGCUGACGUCACCAUCACCAACAACAACGGAUUCAACGCCCUGCACCACGCCGCCCUGCGAGGGAACCCCAGUGCCAUGCGUGUGUUGCUGGCCAAGCUGCCGCGGCCCUGGAUCGUAGAUGAGAAGAAAGAUGACGGUUACACCGCCCUGCACCUGGCGGCGCUCAACAACCACGUAGAGGUGGCCGAGCUGCUGGUUCACCAGGGCAGUGCCAGCCUGGACAUCCAGAACGUCAACCAGCAGACAGCCCUGCACCUGGCUGUGGAGAGACAGCACACACAGAUAGUCAGGCUGCUGGUGCGAGCAGAGGCAAAGCUGGACGUGCAGGACAAGGAUGGGGACACUCCUCUCCACGAGGCGCUGCGUCACCACACGCUGUCCCAGCUCCGCCAGCUGCAGGACAUGCAAGACGUCAGCAAGGUGGAGCCCUGGGAACCCUCCAAAAACACGCUGAUCAUGGGCCUGGGCACCCAGGGAGCAGAGAAGAAGAGUGCAGCGUCCAUCGCCUGCUUCCUGGCAGCUAACGGAGCAGACCUGACCAUGCGCAACAAGAAGGGCCAGUCCCCUCUGGACCUCUGCCCUGACCCCAGUCUCUGUAAGGCCCUGGCCAAGUGCCACAAGGAGAAGUCCAGUGGCCAGGUGGGCUCUCGCAGCCCGUCUCUGAACAGUAACGGUGAGACCCUGGAGGAGUGUAUGGUGUGUUCUGACAUGAAGAGAGACACCCUGUUCGGACCAUGCGGACACAUCGCCACCUGCUCUCUCUGCUCCCCCCGCGUCAAGAAGUGUCUCAUCUGCAAGGACCAGGUCCAGUCCAGAACCAAGAUCGAGGAGUGUGUCGUAUGUUCUGACAAGAAGGCUGCCGUGCUCUUCGAGCCCUGCGGUCACAUGUGCGCUUGUGAAAACUGUGCCGGCCUCAUGAAAAAGUGCGUACAGUGCCGGGCUGUUGUGGAACGCCGCACGCCCUUUGUCCUUUGUUGUGGAGGGAAAGGUAUGGAGGGUGAUGCCGCUGAUGAUGAUGAUGAUGAUGAUGAUGAUGAUGAUGAUGAUGAUGAGGACCUUACAGGUAACUCUAACUCAGCUCUAAUGGCAGGGGGCUCGCUGGAUCUACUCCAGCCCAACAAUCUGGCACUAAGUUGGUCCAGCGGUAACAUCCCGGCCAUGCAGAGAGACAAAGACAACACCAAUGUCAACGCUGACGUUCAGAAACUGCAGCAGCAACUGCAGGACAUCAAGGAGCAGACCAUGUGUCCGGUGUGCCUGGACCGGCUGAAGAACAUGAUCUUCAUAUGUGGCCACGGCACCUGCCAGCUGUGUGGCGACCGCAUGAGCGAGUGCCCCAUCUGCCGCAAGGCCAUCGAGAGGCGCAUCCUUCUGUACUAGAGUCCCAGGCUUCAUUCUGAGCCUUCUACACCCCCACCACCCCCCAUGAGGCCUUUAAGAGGUGCAUCCAUCUGUACUAGAGUCCCAGGCUUGUCUCAGCCCCCCCCCCCCAUCUACAACCAACCACACCAGCUGCUGCUCUCCCAUCUAUCUCGGCGUCUUAACACCAGAAUUACCAAUGUGGCUUCUUUUAAAAAUGGAAACUUUGUUAUAAAACAAUCAAACAUUGUACUGAAAGAGGUCUUGGUCUUGUAGCUCAGCUGAAAGCCUGUAGCAGCCUGAUUCUUUGCAUUUCUCCUCAGAAUGCCCUUUCGCCUCUCUCUCGUUACGCCUCUCUCCCCCUCCCCUCUCUGUUGUUUUCCUGUUUCUUUGUGAGAACGCCUCUUCCUGUUAUCAUUGUGGUGGGGUUAUUGGCACACAUCCCAACGCUGCCCUGUGUUGACCUUGGGAUAUGGACUGAGGGAUAUGGUCAGAGCCACUUAGUCCCAUCUCCAAGGUCCUAUUCAUUAGGGCACGCUCUGUCUCUCCUGUCGAAGGGCUGCCCCUCCUGUCGAAGGGCUGCCCCUCCUGUCGAAGGCCGCUGCCUCCUGCCUCUGAUGCUAAACCUAAAACCUAAAGCCCAUUUAUCAUUGAUUCUAUUUGUAUUUAUUAUGCAAGAGUAUUGGUAAUAGAUGCUACUGACGUGGGUAUUCACUACUUUUGUAGUUUACUCAACAUUUCAUGAUGGCUACAAUAUGAUGACAUAUUUGUAUACAUGCAAAAAAUGCGAUGUCCAGCACUUUUACAAGUUCAGCCAGUCUUCUGCUACACGUGCAUAUUUGAGAUGGGUUGUUGUGACAUGUUGGGGGUUUUGGCAAUGAGGCCCUUUAUUUCCCCAGAGUCAGAUGAACGUGUGGAUACCAUUUUUAUGUCUCUGUGCAGUUUGAAGGAAGUUGCUAACUAGCGCAAUUGCUAACGAGCUUUAGCGCAAUGACCUGAAGUCUGCGUAAUAUGCUAGCAGAUACAAUAGACUUUCAGUCAUUGUGCUAAUGCUAGUUAGCAAUGGAUCGCUAAAACUACCUCUAACUUCCUUCAUACUGGACACAGACAUAAAAAUGGUACCCACAAGUUCAUCGGACUCUGGGGCACUAGACAAAGGUCAUUGCCAAAAUCCCGAAGUAUGCCUUUAAGACCUGCACAGGGCAGGUUAGCACGCUCUCUAGGGAGGAAAAACUGCUGAUUGAACAAAAGCAAAAUUGCUGUUCUGUUUGUCUAGACUUUGGAGGUCCAAAUCCACCUUAACUCUGACUGACUGAUAAGGUGGUGACACCGCUGCAGUCCAAUCGUCUGCUAACACCUCAUCACAUGUACCUUGUUUACCAACCCCUCUCUCUGGAGAAACACAGACAGGCCAGGCAGUAUAACACCUUUGGUCUGCAAUUGUUAAUACUUAAGUACAGUAGACCCAGUAUAGAUGCAAGUCAAGACAGUGUUUCAUUCAGCCUACUUAUAAGUGAAUACUAUCAUGUACCUGCUGGACAUUUCUGAGGAUUAAUUAACUUAAUUGCAUUUGUACAAACAUAGUAUGUCAUCAUGUAUGACACAAGUUGCUUUAGAGAUGUUCCAAGACUAUAGAUGGUAUUAUCUGUCUGGUAUACAACCAUCCUAUGAUUCUUAUAAGCAUCGCUAAUAACCAUUGAUUAUUCAUGUGCCAUUGCUUCCAAAAAUGAUUUACCUGUUACAUGUUGUUUGGGGAUAAGGUGCUCUUAAUCUGGUAUUGCUUUUAUUUAAAUGCAUUUGCUGAAUUCUUGUAAUAAACGCAUUUAUUGAGCUAGAGUGUACAAUCUAAUAGAAAGCCAAGAUGAUAAAAUGUAGAGUAAAUUAUUUUGUAUUGCUGCCCACAAAUAGGAUUUAGAAGUGUAUCUCUAUAGAGCCUUACCUAUAAUGUAAUGUAGCUGCCCACUCUCACCCACACAUCCUGUUUCAAUAUCAAUGUUGAAAUGUGGCUUUUAGUUUGAUAGACUUCAAGCAAAAAAAACACUAAGCAUUAUUUUAUCUUGUUUUGUCUAACAUGUUCAGAGUCAGUAAUGAGACUGGUGAUAAGGGAGACAAUUUUGUCAGGUUUUACAUGUAUUCUUCUACCAGUGUUUUGGGGGAUAGAAAGAAAAUGGUUCCACUGGUAAAGUUGACACUAAUAAGGCAGAUCCCUCUGUGUGGAGCCAAGCUGUUCACCUUGCUAUAAGCUGACCAGCUUGACCACGCAAAUAAGCAAUUUUAUAGGAAAGAAAGAAAAGUAGCUUCAUACUUUUUUACUACCUGUUUUUAUUUCACCGAUCGCGUUAACGAUCGCGUUAACAUUCUAAAAGCACUAAUAUUGCUUUAUGGUAGUAUUGUCUUGUUAGUUGUUAUAAAGGCCUAUUUUGUACCUUAUGUUCAAAACUUAUUAUACCUGUCAAGAUUGAAAGGUUUCAGUAGUAUUCUUUCCUUUUUUAGGCAUGAAUGUUUCAUUUAUGCAGUACGACAUGCAUUAUAAAAGCUGGUCACUCUGUAUUACUGAAAGUGCUUUUCAAACCACUGUGUAACUGAAAUAAAGUUCUGAAUGAAUCUUUAGACCU
Salvelinus namaycush (lake trout) is the source of this 6520-nucleotide messenger RNA. RefSeq names its product E3 ubiquitin-protein ligase mib1-like. Gene Ontology annotation, biological process: protein ubiquitination. NCBI's taxonomy places the organism in Eukaryota, Metazoa, Chordata, Actinopteri, Salmoniformes, Salmonidae. The coding region runs from base 786 to 3926 and encodes 1046 amino acids. The record is from RefSeq and is a predicted model, not a curated record. The transcript is spliced from 22 exons. Gene Ontology annotation, molecular function: ubiquitin-protein transferase activity; protein binding; zinc ion binding. Gene Ontology annotation, cellular component: cytoplasm.